Molecule: messenger RNA, 1981 nt
Organism: Aspergillus aculeatinus CBS 121060
Lineage: Eukaryota; Fungi; Ascomycota; Eurotiomycetes; Eurotiales; Aspergillaceae
Exons: 1
Coding region: 269-1750 (493 amino acids)
Source: RefSeq, a predicted model, not a curated record
CACUGCCAACACAGCACAGCACAGCAAAAGUGGUUCUCAUCGCUAGCGGAUACCCUUAUAUAUUCUUCAGCGGAGUCCACUCUUCCGUUGGGAGAGGUGUCUAUCAGACGCUUUUCUCUUUUUCCCUUCCCUGGCCCUCUUUCUAUUUAUCCAUGUAUCUCGCUCAGACGCUCGAUCAGAGUGCCUCGUCCGGCCUAGGCUGCCUUAUCAAACUACUACUACUAUCCUUGUCUUGUGAAACGAGCCCGAUAACCACGAAACUGUAAAGAUGAUGGUCCCCAGAGCAUUUCUGUUUAGCUCGGUGUCUUCGCCUUUGAAGGGAACUCGAAGCGAGAAGACCCCGGGAGUGCUAGGCCUUCCUGUUAUCGAGGGCCUCGAAUUGCCCUCCGACGCCGACAUAACUUCCUCGGUGAUCCCCUCCAGCCCCGUCGUCAUUCCUCCGAAACGGGGUCCUCGCAUGACCUCCGUACACUCGCAAGCGGCGAACAAAGGGCCCAGGACCCCACGGAAACCGAGAACCCUCACUCCCCAGUCCUCGUCGGGGACGCUGUCCGAUCGGCCGGUCCCCAGCUCCAUCGCAUCGAUCCUGGAAGCUACGGCGAUUCCCGUGCGUCGACGGGGUGUCAGCGGGCGGGAUUCUCGCCGGUUACCGCGGGGGAACCAUGUGCAGGACUUCAGCAAGCUGUUGUUGGACGGGGUGGCCGACAACCUGAUGGACAGCACGGGCAACACCGCACUGGAUCUCCUGCUGAGUCCGCCGGAUGACACGGAGAGAUCUACGAUUGGCAGCGACUGCGACAGCGAGGCGCCGUCGUUCUCAGCGUCUUCCAUCUCGAUCGCAUCCACCCCGUCUCUCGACCGGGAUCUGGACUCGCCGCCCAGCCUGCCUACGCCCCCGACCCCGUCCAGCCAGCGAAGCCCACUAGACCGUAGAUUCCUGCGAUCCCCGCCCUGCGAGAACUGCGCGUUCGACCACCCCCUCCUCGAGACGGAGGACUGCAGCUCCGAGGACGAAUUCGACAUGGAGUCGUUCCUGGCGGCCGCCACGGUGCCGGCGGCGACCAGCCCGACGCCAUCGCGAUCCUUCCCCCGCCUCGGGGCGACCUUCAAAUCGAAUCUGACCGCCUCGCUGCGGGCGAUCAAAUCGGCGGCGCAGACUGUCUCCACCUUCGCGACCCCGUCGGUGCAACCGGACGACUUCCUGACGCGGUCGAUGUUCACGAUCACGCCAGAGAUGACGGACGACCGACGGCCUCCGCCGAUGCACGAGCCGCCCUCGCCCGCGCUCCGCCGGUACUUGAACCCGAUCACGCUCUCCCCGGCUGAGAUGUACGCCUAUCAGGACUACCAUCCGCACGAGGAGACCCUGGACGCGAGCGCUAGCCCGGUGGUCUCCGUGCAGAUGCAGACCUACCGGCGCGCGGGUAGACGCGGCGGCCACCGCGCCAAGCAUCACCACCUCCCCAAACAGCCCCUCCUCCCCGUGUCCGACCCGGACUUCCCGCCGAUGACCCGGCCCCGGGAACCGCGGGAGAACAGCGACUUCCUGCGGAUGGUGGUGCUGGAGAUGAACAUGCGGCGCAGCGGCAAACUGCGGGACGAUGUGCCGACGCGCGCGCGCAUCUGGCUGCCUGCUCGGAAGGGGGUGCAUCAAGCCCAAGGGCGGGUGGUGCGCUACGAAUGCUACGACGAGGAGGAUGAGAAUGCGGUUCCGUCGCGAUGGGUGGGGAUAUCCGUUGAAAGCUUGUAAUUUUUUUGGGAAGUGUACAUAGCGCUUGCUUUUUUUGUUUCUUGGUGGGGAGUUGGAAAUCACGGGCAUACAUCGGCGUUUUUUUGGGGGAGUGGGACACUUGGCGCAUUGCUACUAUCAGUUCUAUACCUUAGCUAUACCUACACCUACACCUACACCUGCACACCCUACAUAUACAGACAGACAGACAGACAGAGAGAAAGACUUACAUUGCUAAACCUGCUUGCUUGC